Messenger RNA from Colletotrichum karsti, 990 nucleotides. RefSeq names its product bZIP transcription factor. NCBI's taxonomy places the organism in Eukaryota, Fungi, Ascomycota, Sordariomycetes, Glomerellales, Glomerellaceae. Gene Ontology annotation, molecular function: transcription cis-regulatory region binding; DNA-binding transcription activator activity, RNA polymerase II-specific. The transcript has 3 exons. The record is from RefSeq and is a predicted model, not a curated record. Gene Ontology annotation, cellular component: RNA polymerase II transcription regulator complex. The coding region runs from base 1 to 990 and encodes 329 amino acids.
AUGCUGAGUCAGAACCGGAGCUUGAAGAUGCAGAGCGCUUCACCCUCGUCUUCUGCGUCUGCGAAUACCACCACUAAUACAGACGCCCACUUGCACGCGCAGCUCGAGCUACUUAGCAAGCACACCACGCCCAACUCGUCUGACAACGCGACAGCCCCAUCUCGAGGAGCUCGUUCCCAAGCUCCCAAACCCCAGAGCGCCUCGCCUGCUCAUGGCUAUAGUAACGGCUCGAACUCGCCACCCUCUGACGUCUUGCCGCCGAUAGUCAACAACGAAAACACCACCACUACCGACCCCGAAGCGCAUAUUCACCCCGAUCUCCGAGCUCGCAACAUCCACGCGCCAGUCGUGAACAUGAUGCCCGCUGGCCCCGCUCCGCCCCAGCAAACCGCUCCUCCCGCGACUACCGCCGGCCCUUCCACUGCUCCUCCUGCGAAUCUCCCCGCCCCGACAGCUAUGGCCCUGGACGACGGGGGCGCGGGUAGCAAGGCGAAGCGCGAACUCUCGCAAUCGAAGCGCGCAGCGCAAAAUCGAGCUGCUCAGAGAGCUUUCCGUCAGCGAAAGGAGCACUAUAUUAAGAAGCUGGAGCAACAGGUUCGGGACUACAUGGAAAUGGAACAGAGCUACAAGACGAUGCAAUCAGAAAACUACGCCCUCCGCGAAUAUGUCAUCCAUCUGCAGUCACGACUUCUGGACGCCCAGGGCGAGAUCCCCCAGCCCCCUCCCAACGUCAACCUCGCCAACCCUCCCAUGCAACCCCCUCCGCCCCCUGCGAGCGCCCCCGAGGCUGCGCCGCCUAACCCAGCUGCCGGCACGCCCCUCGAGGCCGUCGCGCAGGCCGUCGCAGGCCUUGCCGCGCAGGAGCAGCUCGCUGGCAGACAGCAGUUUUCUCCAGAGCAGGGCAAAGAAGAGGCGCGUCGCGAGGGCGAGGAGAUUGAUGGCCAACUCCAGCCGGACGGAAUUGCUGCCGCGCCGACUGCCUCAAUGUGA